Austrofundulus limnaeus is the source of this 1247-nucleotide messenger RNA. RefSeq names its product interleukin 12B, b (gene il12bb). Bases 1 to 957 code for a protein of 318 amino acids. The transcript has 8 exons. The record is from RefSeq and is a predicted model, not a curated record. Gene Ontology annotation, molecular function: protein binding. NCBI's taxonomy places the organism in Eukaryota, Metazoa, Chordata, Actinopteri, Cyprinodontiformes, Rivulidae.
AUGUAUUCGUUGUUCUUGGUGAUCCUGUGUUCUGGUCUCUGCUUUGCCAGCUCAGACAGUGACUUAGAGACACUGAUGGAUCAUGUUGUGGUCCUGAAGGUGCCAAAUGGUUUUGGCAACAUGAUAAAAGUCCAUCUGACCUGUGGAGAAGCUUAUGAGAACCAGCCUGUGUUUUGGAAGAAAAAUGGUGAGGAGCUUCAACCGCCUCUGCAGGGGAACCAGAUCUCAGUUUGGGUCAAAGAGAUGAACGGAGGAAACUACACAUGCCACCUCAGCCCGAACGGAGACUACCUCAACCACACUGUGAUCCUAGUCCAGCUGGAUCCAGACAACAGGACUGUCAUUCUGGAGGAGAAAUCCCCUGAAGAAGGUCACAUCCACUGCUCGGCGCCAAACUACAAAGGUUCCUUUCACUGCACCUGGACCAGAACGCAGCACCGAUCCCAUGCAGCUGUGCUCCUGGUGAAGGCAAACYGUCAUAUGGAMAACAUCACCUGUCAGCUGGAUGCUGAUGGAGCUGGAGUUCACUGUCAGGAAGAUAACUGCCCUUACAAAGAGGAACGAUAUCCCAUCUCUCUGACGGUUUACAUACACAGCUACUCCCGCCUGGAGGCCUACACCAAGUCCUUCUACCUGAGAGAGAUCGUGAGACCAGCCAGACUCCCUAACYUACAUGUCGGGGAUGGCCAAGUGUUCAGCUGGGACUAUCCUGACUCCUGGGAGAAGCCCUGCACCUACUUUGGCCUCCAAUUCCAGGUCAAGCUUGUCCACCAUGGACACUUCUGUGACAGUGAGAGGCUCAUAAUGAGUAACAUGACCGAAGAGACAAAAUACGUGGUCAAUAUCAAGUCCAAGAAGUACAUUUUCUGUGUGCGAGCUCAGGACAAGUACACCCUGGGGCCAUGGAGCCACUGGAGUCAGUGUGUAGUGAACAAAAAUAACAUGAAUGGUUGCUAAUUUCUGUUUCUGCUCAGUUGUCCUGAGAGAACGAAAGGACUCCCGUUCCUUUACAUGUGAUGUUUUUUUCUUUUCUUUUAAGUUUCCACAUUUUUUAAUGUUUUGUUCAAAGAGAAGCAGGAGUAUACAAGUACAGUAUUUAUUAAGCUUCCACUGUUCAGUCAUUUAGGUUUUGUAAAUGACUAAAAUGAAUAGGUUUUCUCAAGUUGUCUUAACUUAUUUGUAACUAACUUUAAAAGUUUUGUCUUUUUAUACAUUUUAAUAUUCCAUAAUAAAAAUAAAAGCAUUUA